CCGGGCCCCGGAGCUUCCAGAGCGCAGGGCGCGGCCCCGGACGGCGACUCCGACGGAGGGGCGCAAGCCGGGCCGGCGUGGGGGCCGCGCCGCACCUGCACCCGCCCCGGGCGGGGACAGCGGCCUCGCGGCGAUCGCGGGGACGGGCGGGAGUGAGGAGGGGCCGCCCAUGCCGGGUGCGGUGGGUCCGGAGGGCCGAGGUCUGCGCGCGGACGCCCAGCGGGAGGGGCUGUACCCUCCGAGCCAGGACAGGGAUGCUCUCAGGGCUGGCGGCCAUGGAGCUGAAGGUGUGGGUGGAUGGCAUCCAGCGUGUGGUCUGUGGGGUUUCAGAGCAGACCACCUGUCAGGAAGUGGUCAUCGCACUGGCCCAAGCGAUAGGCCAGACAGGCCGCUUUGUGCUUGUGCAGCGUCUCAGAGAGAAGGAACGGCAGCUGCUACCCCAGGAGUGUCCAGUGGGUGCCCAGGCGACCUGUGGACAGUUUGCCAGCGAUGUCCAGUUUGUCCUGAGGCGGACAGGACCCAGCCUCGCUGGGAGGCCCUCCUCGGACAGCUGCCCUCCCCCUGAGCGCUGCCCAAUCCGAGCUAGCCUUCCCCCAAAGCCUCGACCAGCACUGGACCGUGAGCCCUGCAAAGCACUGACCUUCAGCCUGGGGUUCCCUGGGCUGGCCCCCGGCCCUGUGCCACCCGAGCCUGUGGGUCCCAUAGCACCAGUGCCGGGCUGCUGCGCAGACCUGCAGGGCUUGGAGCGAAGGGUGCGCAGGAACGCAGCGGAGCUGGGCCAGGAGGCCUUCUGGGAGCAGGAGCUGCGGCGGGAGCAGGCCCGGGAGCGCGAGGGGCAGGCCCGCCUGCAGGCGCUGAGCGCGGCCACGGCUGAGCAUGCCGCUCGGCUGCAGGCCCUGGACACCCAGACCCGCGCCCUGGAGGCCGAGUUGCUUCUGGCCGCAGAGGCCCCUGGGCCCCCCUCGCCCACAGCGUCUGUCGCAGAACGCCUGCGCCAGGACCUGGCCGCCCAGGAGCGGCAGAGUGUGGAGGUGCAGGGCAGCCUUGCCCUGGUGGGCAGGGCUCUGGAGGCUGCUGAGCACGCCCUGCAGGCCCAGGCCCAGGAGCUGGAAGAGCUGAACCGGGAGCUGCGUCAGUGUAACCUGCAGCAGUUCAUCCAGCAGACGGGGGCUGCACUGUCCCCACCCCCACGGCCGGACGGGGCCCCCCCUGGCACGCAGGAUCUUCUGCCUCCGGCCAGAGAAGAGCCCCUCCCGGGAGCCCCCCAGAGUCCAGCCCUAGUGUCCAGCCUGAGCCCAGAGAUCGCCCCCAUGAGGCAGAACUCCUGGAGGUAGCAGCUCUCGCCCCAGAGUGGACGUCCAGUGCCAGCCCAGCCCUGGGCUCUGAUGACACGAGCAAGGGCAGCCAAGGCCAGCCCAGCCUGGACGACAGAAGGCGAGCUCGGGAUCACAGAGGACUCCUUCCACCAUGCAGUGGGAAGCCCUGGUACCCUGGGUCUGAGAUGGGACGCCUCGGAGCCCUAGGGUUUCUGCUGCAGGGGGCAGGGGAAGGCUGAGGACUGUCGCUCUAGUCCUUGUCAAAUCUGCCCGGACCCCUGGAGAAGCACGGGGCGUGGCCAGCCCAGAAAUCACUAGGCCCCAAAGGCCACAGCUCCGUGCUGGGGAAAGGAGGUGCACGGACCACCCUGUGUUCAGCCUGUAGGUAUGUGCUUGCGUGCGGGCGGUAUCCUUCCCCACGUCCAUGUGUGUGCAGGUGCGUGCACACACGUGUGUGUGCUGCCUUCCUACCCCGACACUAAAACCUCAAUAAACUGCCUCAUGUGGCUUAA
Eubalaena glacialis (North Atlantic right whale) is the source of this 1828-nucleotide messenger RNA. It is a transcript of the gene RASSF7, whose product is annotated as Ras association domain family member 7. The record is from RefSeq and is a predicted model, not a curated record. Bases 255 to 1334 code for a protein of 359 amino acids. The transcript is spliced from 6 exons. Gene Ontology annotation, biological process: signal transduction. Lineage: Eukaryota; Metazoa; Chordata; Mammalia; Artiodactyla; Balaenidae.